Molecule: messenger RNA, 1575 nt
Organism: Batrachochytrium dendrobatidis JAM81
Lineage: Eukaryota; Fungi; Chytridiomycota; Chytridiomycetes; Rhizophydiales
Exons: 3
Coding region: 1-1575 (524 amino acids)
Biological process (GO): glucose catabolic process
Cellular component (GO): cytoplasm
Molecular function (GO): manganese ion binding
Source: RefSeq, a predicted model, not a curated record
AUGUCCACUCCAAAAUCAACUCAAACUGUCACUAACAAGGCAUGUCUGAUUGUCAUUGAUGGUUGGGGAAUUUCUCCAGAAUCUGAUACAGCUGGUGAUGCUGUUCGCAAUGCUCAGACUCCAGUCAUGACGCAUCUGGCUAAAACGUAUCCUCACACUCCCAUUGCAGCGCAUGGUUUGGCUGUUGGUCUUCCAGAAGGAUUAAUGGGAAACUCUGAAGUAGGCCAUUUGAACAUUGGAGCCGGUCGUAUUGUUUAUCAGGACAUUGUUCGCAUUGAACUUUCUAUAAAAAAUAAAACUCUUCAUACUCAAAAAGCUGUCGUCGAUGCAUUCUCUCAUGCAUCACAAGGCACUGGUCGUCUGCAUUUGGUUGGUCUUGUAUCCGAUGGUGGAGUCCAUUCUCAUAUGAAUCAUUGCAUCUCGCUUCUUGGUGCUGCCAAGGACGCUCAAGUCCCUGAAACUUUUAUUCAUUUCAUUGGUGAUGGUCGUGACACUUCUCCUCGCUCUGCUGCCACGUAUCUUGACCAGUUGAUCGCUACUACUACUCAACUCAAAUAUGGUAAACUUGCUACAAUGGUCGGUCGUUACUACGCCAUGGACAGAGAUAAGAGAUGGGAGCGUGUGCAGAUCGCUUAUGAUGCAUUGGUUCAUGGUGUUGGUGAACACGCUCUCAAUCCUCGCGAUGCCUUGCAAGCAAGAUAUGCUGCCGAUCAAACUGACGAGUUUUUGAAACCCAUUAUUCUUUGUCCCGAUCUGACUGGUACAAUCCAAUCGGGCGACUCUGUCAUUCUCUUCAACUAUCGCAGUGAUCGUAUGCGUGAACUUUCUCUUGCUCUCAUGGCAAAAGAUGCUACUGACAUGCCAUUCGAAUCUAAAACUCCUCCUCCAACCGGACUGUACAUUGCCUCCAUGACCCAAUACAAGGCUGAUUUCCCCUUUCCAACCAUCUUCCCUCCACAAACCAUGGACAAUGUCCUGGGCGAAUGGCUGGACAAAAUGAGCAUUUCUCAAUGCCAUGUUGCUGAAACAGAAAAGUAUGCUCACGUAACCUUCUUUUUCAAUGGCGGUACCGAGGCUCAGUAUGCAUUGGAGGACCGUGAGCUGAUUGCUUCGCCAAAGGUUGCCACUUAUGAUCUCAAACCAGAAAUGAGUGCAAUCGAGGUGGCCAACAAGGUUGCUCAUGUGGUUGAGUCGCAAAAGUAUCCAUUUGUAAUGUGUAAUUUUGCACCACCAGAUAUGGUGGGUCAUACAGGCAUGUACGAAAAAGCUAUUUUAGGAGUCGAGGCAACCGACCGUGGUAUUGGCAUCAUUUAUGAGGCCUGCAAACGUGCUGGAUACACGCUGUUUGUCACUUCAGACCACGGCAAUGCCGAAAAAAUGUUUGGUGAUGAUGGCCAACCUCAUACUGCCCAUACUUGCAACCCUGUUCCCUUUAUCAUGACUACAAACAAGAAACAAUUUGCUGUUUGCGAGAGUGAUAUUGGCUCGUUAUGUGAUGUUGCACCCACUGUGCUGGAGUUUAUGGGUUUGGAAAUUCCCAUUGAAAUGACUGGAAAAUCGAUAUUGAAGCAUUAA